This is a messenger RNA of Danio aesculapii, 1026 nucleotides long. It is a transcript of the gene taar13e, whose product is annotated as trace amine associated receptor 13e. NCBI's taxonomy places the organism in Eukaryota, Metazoa, Chordata, Actinopteri, Cypriniformes, Danionidae. The record is from RefSeq and is a predicted model, not a curated record. Gene Ontology annotation, molecular function: trace-amine receptor activity. The coding region runs from base 1 to 1026 and encodes 341 amino acids. The transcript has a single exon. Gene Ontology annotation, biological process: G protein-coupled receptor signaling pathway. Gene Ontology annotation, cellular component: membrane.
AUGGAUUUAUCAUCACAAGAAUACGAUCCCACUCAGUUUUGUUUUCCUGCAGUGAACAACUCUUGUCUUAAAGGCACACAUCAUGUGUCCACUCAGACUGUUGUGUAUCUCAUAUUGGCGUCAGCAAUGACUGUGACCAUUCUAGGAAAUUCAAUGGUCAUUAUUUCUAUAGCACACUUUAAACAGCUCCAGACACCGACAAAUAUCCUGGUGAUGUCUCUGGCUCUGGCGGACCUGCUGCUUGGACUGGUGGUCAUGCCUUUCAGUAUGAUCCGUUCUGUUGACGGCUGCUGGUACUAUGGAGAAACCUUCUGUUUGCUUCACUCUAGUUUUGAUAUGUUUCUCACAUCUGUAUCUAUUUUUCAUCUUAUUUUUAUUGCUGUUGAUCGACAUCAGGCUGUGUGUUAUCCGCUUCAGUAUCCAACAAGAAUAACCAUAUCUAUUGCAUGGCUCAUGGUGAUGAUAAGUUGGAGCAUGGCUGCAUUAUAUUCUUAUGGUGUAGUGUACUCAAAAGCUAACUUGGAAGGACUGGAGGAAUAUAUUGAAUCAAUGUACUGUAUGGGAGGAUGCACUCUGCUUUUUAAUGCAUUAUGGGGGGCUAUAGACACAUUAGUAGCUUUUUUCUUGCCUUGUUUUGUCAUGAUUGGGUUGUAUGCACAUAUUUUUAUGAUCGCAAAAAAGCAUGCUAGAAAACUUGGUGAAGCAAACCAGCAUGACAAUGAGAAUGUGUUCAAAAGCUCUCGACGAUCUGAAAGAAAAGCAGCAAAAACUCUUGGUAUAGUUGUGGGUGCUUUUAUUAUGUGCUGGUUGCCCUUUUUUAUUAACUCUCUGAUGGAUCCCUACAUCAACUUUUCCACCCCAGUUGCUCUGUUUGAAGCUUUCGUCUGGUUAGGCUACAUGAAUUCAGCCAUAAACCCCAUAAUUUAUGGUCUUUUCUACCCAUGGUUUAGAAAAACCCUUUAUCUCAUUAUAACACUGAGAAUGUUUGAGCCAAACUCAUCUGACAUCAAUGUUUUCACAGUUUGA